AUGGACGAAGAAAACAUAAGAGUAACUAAGAUCAUAGUUUUUGGAGUAAUUUCAUGGGGGUUGACUUUUAUCUUCACACGAAGAAUCUUCUCAAAAUACUCUUUCAGUUUCAGCAACCGUCUUCUCUCCACGGCUCAUGCCACAAUCGCAGUCACUUUAGCAACUCUCUCUGUUCAAGAUUGGUCUUGUCCUGUUUGUCCCCUUGCUUCUAAACCAUCUCAAAAACAGAUGGAUACAAUGGCGUUUUCACUGUCGUACAUGAUCUACGAUCUCAUAUGUUGCCAAUUUGAUCAAGUCAUCAGCAUUGAUAAUGCUGUUCAUCAUUUUGUUAGCAUUCUUGGUUUUUUAGCUGGACUUUCCUACCAAAAGUCUGGAUCUGAGAUCUUGGCUACACUGUGGGUAGCAGAGAUAUCGAGUCCAUUUCUCCACCUCAGGGAGAUUCUCAAAGAGAUUGGAUACAGAGACACCAAACUCAAUCUAGCCGCCGAUGUGUGUUUUGCUCUUAUCUUCACAUUGGCGAGAAUGGUGUGUGGACCAUGUCUCGUUUACGUUAGUUUAUCAGCUGAUAAUCCCAUCUUCAUCAAGAUCUAUGAUGAGAACAUUAGAACAUUCUCUCUUCUCCCUUUAUCAUCGUAUCAUAACAGAAUAUCCUAG
Arabis nemorensis is the source of this 654-nucleotide messenger RNA. NCBI's taxonomy places the organism in Eukaryota, Viridiplantae, Streptophyta, Magnoliopsida, Brassicales, Brassicaceae. The record is from the annotation of a GenBank genome assembly.